AUGACCAUCCAGCAGCCUGAACCUUCCGAUCGACAGUCUUGCAGUGGAAUCAUUCCGGCCCAUGGAGAUUUCUCGUCAGAAAGAGGUGCGGCGUACCCAAUGGAGGAGGAGACUCUGAAGGCCGUCGUCUGCUACGGUGGUAACACAGGGUCAAGUAUCCACAUUCGACAACCCUUUUUGGAAAGACCAGCUGGACACAACAGUGCUUCGACCUUCAGAGGAGAGAAGGAUGGGGCCAACUUCGUCGACAAGAGUCUCCGCACUCCACAAGAGUGUCCUAUAGUGGAGACUCUCUUAUAUAAGAUUGGCUACCCCUUUUCGCAAAUCUGA
Messenger RNA from Penicillium coprophilum, 330 nucleotides. RefSeq lists its product as uncharacterized. The record is from RefSeq and is a predicted model, not a curated record. Bases 1 to 330 code for a protein of 109 amino acids. The transcript has 2 exons. Lineage: Eukaryota; Fungi; Ascomycota; Eurotiomycetes; Eurotiales; Aspergillaceae.